CACGUCACAUUACGGCCAUGCUGCAGCUGCGCGUUUUUAACAGACUUCUCCAACACUUUUAUUGGAGGACUCAAGAAUCCACAAAAGGUCUGUUACCUGGUUUUCCUUCUCAGCUGUGGGGUGGAUACAGAUCUACCUGGCGAAGAAACAAAUCAAGUCUUCCAGAUGUGAGGGAGAGGACUCUCAUAGCCGUGAAACCAGACGGAGUUCAGCGCCGUCUUGUCGGGCAAAUAAUUCACCGGUUUGAGCAGCGGGGAUUCAAGCUGGUUGGCCUGAAGAUGGUGCAGGUGUCUGAGGAUCUCCUGUCUCAGCACUACUGUGAGCUGAGAGCUAAGCCCUUCUAUCCUAGUCUGCUGCAUUACAUGACCUCAGGGCCUGUGGUGGUCAUGGUAUGGGAGGGGCCCAAUGUAGUCCAGACAUCACGUAAAAUGGUAGGACACACUAACCCAACUGAAGCCCAGGCGGGCACAGUCAGAGGAGAUUUCAGCGUCCAUGUCAGCAGGAACGUUGUCCAUGCCAGUGAUUCACUGGAGGGUGCUCAAAGGGAGAUCCAGCUGUGGUUUCAGGGAAAGGAUCUCCUGAACUGGGAAUGCUGCGACCAGGGUAACAUGAUGGAGGACUGAAGAUGCUUGACAGUUCAAGGCAGUGAGAAUCAGUAAUAACUACCUCUUCUCCUGCUGCCUAAUGACAGUGCCACCACAGUUUCUUUCUCUAAGUAAUUUACCUCAUUAAGUGCACUAAGAAUCAAAAGAUUUUUGCUAAAGCAAAUGUGAGAUUUUAGAAUACCAACUACCCAUAUGUACAUAUAUACAGUAGCCAUCUUAGUCUUAGCAUUGGAUUAUUAUUGCUAUACACCAACCAGCUACAACCAUGGAAAAAAUACUGACUGGGACUACUGGGCAAUCACUUAAGGUACCCCAAAGGCUAAGUGGCUCCUGAUCUAGACCCUCUGCUUGUCAGUUUCUGCUUCAUUCAUGAAGGUAACUAUCUUUUCAAAGAAAGAAAAAUGAACAACAACCAAAAAGUUAGAAAAUCUCUGCAAAUAGAGAGCAAUGUUUAGGUGCAGAAUGGCUGUAAAGUCUGCAAACAGCCAUAAUGAGAUACAAAGUCCACACAAACAGAUGUGAGUUUUGGAUCACAAAGAGACACAAAAUGAUCACAUGCAAAAAAUGUUUCUCUACCUUUUUUUUAUUUUGAUCUGCAAGUCUUUCAAAGUGCCUGCCUACUCCAGCAGAGUAAUACAUCUACCCACUUUGCAGAAAUAAUUCAGUAAUGGUAUGAAGAACGUGACAGAGAGCUCAAAGUGUUGACUUGGCUGCCAAAUUCCUCAGAUUAUAAUCUGAUUGAGUAUCUGUGGGCCGUGCCAGAAAAACGAGUCUAACGCACAGAAAUACAACCUUUUAGGUUAAGACUUGAAGGAUCUGCUGCUAACGUCUUGGUGCUUGAUACUACAGGGUCCAGUUAGAAGACUGAUCAGAGCUGUUUUGGUACCAUAAUGGGGCUACAAUAUUAGACAGGUGGUCUUGAUUUUUGUGACUUAUGAGUGCAUUCUUUCUGGUUAAUAGUUAUAUGCAUUUGGUCUAACAAAGAGUGUGUGUGUGUGUGUGUGUGUGUGUAUGUUUUGUUUAUACUGUUAGUUCCCCUCCCCCACAUCUGGCCCACUGUAAUGUGAUUAUUCUCAUUAACAAAUAUAAUUAUUAUUUAAUGUAUACAUAAUUAAACUGUUUACUUGACCUCUGUCCUCAGAUAACCUAAGUGCAAUUUUAUAUGUGAUUUGAAAUUUUGUGAUACAUUUUUUUUUAACUGAAAACAUGAAAUAAUAUUUCUACCUCUCAAGAAAUAAAACAAGAGUUUCCCCCAUAAUGUUAACUAACUGCUAUCAGGUAUCAGAGUUUUUAUGUGAGUU
Molecule: messenger RNA, 1906 nt
Organism: Pelmatolapia mariae (spotted tilapia)
Lineage: Eukaryota; Metazoa; Chordata; Actinopteri; Cichliformes; Cichlidae
Gene: nme4
Product: NME/NM23 nucleoside diphosphate kinase 4
Exons: 5
Coding region: 18-623 (201 amino acids)
Biological process (GO): GTP biosynthetic process; UTP biosynthetic process; CTP biosynthetic process
Molecular function (GO): nucleoside diphosphate kinase activity
Source: RefSeq, a predicted model, not a curated record